Schistocerca cancellata (South American locust) is the source of this 1164-nucleotide messenger RNA. Its product is annotated as proton-coupled folate transporter-like. The record is from RefSeq and is a predicted model, not a curated record. Bases 1 to 1164 code for a protein of 387 amino acids. Gene Ontology annotation, biological process: transmembrane transport. Gene Ontology annotation, molecular function: transmembrane transporter activity. Lineage: Eukaryota; Metazoa; Arthropoda; Insecta; Orthoptera; Acrididae. The transcript has 9 exons. Gene Ontology annotation, cellular component: membrane.
AUGGUUGACUUGAGCCCAGUAAAGACGAUGGAAGCCAGAGCGAGUGCUGCAGCACCGGAAGAGGAGGUGAUGUGUCAGACCGACAGGGAUGAGCCGCAGGAGGACGCGGCUCCACCCACACGCGCAGAGAAGUGGUGGCGCACGCGCCCGACGGUGGAGCCGCUGGUGCUGCUGUUCAUGUUCUCCUACGUGGUGACGCACUCGGUGGUCAACGGGCUCUUCCUGGAGCGCGUGUGCGGCUCCAGCGACACCAGCGGGUGCACCAACGAGGACCGCGCCUACUCCAGCACGCUCACCAGCUGGAAGACCAUCAUCGAAGCUAUCGUGCCCGCCGCGGUGUCGCUUUUCAUCGGCAGCUGGAGCGACAAGUUCGGACGUCGACUCAUCUUCAUCUGGUCCUUUGCUGGCAACGCCAUUGCGUACGGCGUGUUCUCCGGGCUGGCUGCGAUUCCAAACCUAGCGCCGGAGUGGUUGUUGAUGCCUUCAGUAGCGGCCACCUUCAGCGGCGGCAUGAUAAACCUCAUGGCUGUGGCCAACGUAUACAUCGCCGACGUCAGCCCUGCGGGGCAGAAGGAGCUGAGACUGGGGAUCCUGGAUGCGGCGCAGUACUCGGCCAUGAUGCUGGGGUCAGGGCUAUCCACGCCGCUUUUCCUGGGCCUCAGCUACCACGGGGUGUACGCCCUGGCCGCCGGCCUCAUGCUGCUGUGUCUGCUCUACUCCAUUUUCCUGCUGCCGGAGACCAUGGCGCCCUACACACCGCCUGAAGACGCGAGUUGCGGUUGCUGCAAGGGGAUCUUCCGUCCCCAGCUGGUGCGCGACGCGCUCAAGACGUCCCUGAUGAAGCGGCCUCACCAUGGACGCUCAACCAUCCUCAUCGUCAUCAUUGUGGUCGUCACUGGCGUCCUCAUCUCCCAAGGAGAAGGCGUCGCCAGCUACCAGUUCCUGAACGCCAAGUUUCACUGGACCGUCGAACACAGCUUGCUGUACGGUUUCUUUACCAACGGCACCACUGCUGUAGGUACCAUGGUGGGAGUGCUGGUGUUCGUACGCUGGCUCAAGCUGGCUGAGGGCUGGAUAGCCCUCAUCACCUUCUCCUGUAAGAUCGCCGCCGCCGUAAUCUACUCGAUAUCGCCGGAGUCGUGGUAUAUGUUUCUAGAGCUAUGA